This is a messenger RNA of Solanum stenotomum, 2697 nucleotides long. Its product is annotated as phosphatidylinositol 4-phosphate 5-kinase 7-like. Bases 366 to 2690 code for a protein of 774 amino acids. Gene Ontology annotation, molecular function: ATP binding; 1-phosphatidylinositol-4-phosphate 5-kinase activity. Gene Ontology annotation, biological process: phosphatidylinositol metabolic process. The record is from RefSeq and is a predicted model, not a curated record. NCBI's taxonomy places the organism in Eukaryota, Viridiplantae, Streptophyta, Magnoliopsida, Solanales, Solanaceae. The transcript is spliced from 10 exons.
ACUGUCCUUCAACUAAAAAUCCAAAAAGAAGUACAAACAGAAAUCUCUUCAGGUUAUUUGCAGAAAAGCUUCAUACAAAUAAAUAGCUUUUGUUUUCUUGUAGGUAACGUCAUAGUAGUAAGAGAAAGUUGGUGAACUUUUGGCAGUUGUUUUCAAGGAAGAAGCUGAACUGUCAAUUCGAAAUCGUUUUUCCAGUUUACCUAUCGAUUUGAACGUUUUUUUGGUUCAAAUUUUGGUACCUGAGGAAUUUUUGGUAUACGGCGACCCUUUGGUGUUACCGGUGCAGUUUGGAGAGAAGCACCUUAGAUGGGUUCGUCGACUUUUACUAAGGAACUUUGAACAAGUCACAGUGAUUACUACUGGCCAUGGAGGAUAGUGGAAGCAUCACUGAAAUGGUCCUCUCCAAUGGGGAUGCUUAUGUGGGUAGUUUCAAAGGGGUGUUUCCUCAUGGAAAAGGUAAAUACACUUGGUCAGAUGGAUCUGUUUAUGAUGGUUGUUGGGAAGAAGGAAAAAUGUCUGGAGAAGGACGGUUUGUUUGGCCUUCUGGAGCUUCAUAUGAGGGUGAUUUCUCUGGAGGUUACCUCCAUGGUUUUGGAAUAUUUAGUGGAUCUGAUGGCUCAAUAUACAGAGGUGUUUGGAGGAUGAAUACCCAACAUGGAAUAGGAAGAAAGCAGUAUCAGAAUUCUGAUAUUUAUGAUGGUUGUUGGAAAGAGGGAGUACGUGAAGGCAGAGGCCGAUAUGCAUGGAGUAAUGGCAACAUGUAUAUUGGGAACUGGAAAGAUGGGAAAAUGUGUGGUAGAGGUGUUAUGAAAUGGUUCGAUGGAGAUCUUUUUGAUGGAUGUUGGUUGAAUGGUUUAAGACAUGGGUCAGGCUGUUACCGAUUUGCCGAUGGAAGUUACUACUUUGGGGUGUGGACUAAAGGACUAAAAGAUGGACAUGGAAUGUUUUAUCCUGCUGGAAGUAAGCAUCGCUUUCUGAAGAAGUGCAGUGAUAGGUAUGAUGAGAAGAGGAAAAGGCGGCUCUCACACAUUUCAUCCUCUAAUUCAGAGUCUGUGAAACCUAAAGUGAAGCGUAGUUUUUCAGAGAGAAUCUCCUAUAGUUUACUUAGAAGUUCAGGAAGCAUAUCGCAGAGGACUACAUCACUGAGGGAAGACAUUGCCCUCGGUGAUUCCAGUAGAGACAUGAUGACCUGUGAUUCAUCAAGUGUAUUAUCUCAAAGCUCUCUUGAUGACAGAACUGAAUUUCUGGAAACGGGGUCUGUAGCUUAUGAAAGGGAAUACACACAAGGAGUCCUAAUCAAAGAAAGGAUUGUAAAUAUUAGUAGACUAUCUCGCAAAAGUAAACAACGGUGUAAAUUUCACGCGAAAGAAGUAAAGAGGAAGUCAUGUGUGGACUUUCUUGAAGGCCGUAAGAGCUACUAUCUGAUGCUUAAUUUGCAACUUGGUAUCAGAUAUUCUGUUGGUAAGAUCACUCCUGUGCCUAUCCGUGAAGUGAGGCAAUCGGACUUUGGAAAUCAGGCAAGAAUCAAAAUGUACUUUCCCAGGAAGGGCUCUCAAUUUACACCUUCACAUCAUUCCCUUGAUUUUUAUUGGAAGGAUUAUUGCCCUAUGGUUUUCAGAUAUUUGAGAGAGUUGUUCAAGCUGGAUGCUGCAGACUAUAUGAUGUCCAUCUGUGGUGAUGAUGGUCUGAGAGAACUUUCAUCUCCUGGAAAGAGUGGCAGCCUUUUCUAUCUUUCUCGUGAUGAUAGAUUUGUGAUCAAGACUUUAAAGAAGUCUGAGCUCAAGGCUCUGCUCAAGAUGCUUCCUGAUUACUAUAAACAUGUAAAGGAACAUGACAACACACUCAUAACAAAAGUUUUUGGGGUGCACAGGAUAUCAUUGAAACGCGGAAAAAAGGUGCGCUUUGUAGUCAUGGGGAAUAUGUUUUGUACUGAAUUGAGAAUACAUCGCCGGUAUGAUUUAAAAGGUUCUUCUCAUGGGAGAUUUACAAAGAAAGAUCGCGUUGAUGAGACGACUACAUUAAAAGACCUCGAUUUAACAUAUGAGUUUCAUAUGGACAAGUUAUUACGUGAGGCACUUUUCAAACAAUUAUCUUUAGACUGCAGAUUUUUGGAAUCUCAGAACAUUAUAGACUAUAGCCUUCUAUUGGGAUUACAUUUUAGAGCUCCUGAGAAUCUAAUGUCUCUUUUAGAGCCACCUGAUUCUCUGCACAGAGUCGAAACUGAUCCUGAUCACGUUGAAGGUGGGAUAUCUCAGGGGGAGCUCUCAAUUCCGCCAAGGGGUUUGCUUUUAGUAACUCAUGAACCCAGUUCUGUCAAUGAUACACCAGGUCCUCAUGUAAGAGGAAGUACACUGAGAGCCAUGUCCGUUGGUGACCAGGAGGUUGAUCUUCUUUUGCCUGGUACUGGAAGGUUAAGGGUACAAUUAGGUGUAAACAUGCCAGCCCAAGCAAACCAAAAAGUGAUGCAGGAUGAGGCCGCUUCAGUCCAAGUUGAACUCUUUGAGGUAUAUGAUGUUGUUCUAUAUCUCGGAAUAAUCGAUAUACUGCAAGAGUACAACAUGAAAAAGAAACUGGAGCACAGCUACAAAUCGUUGCAAUUUGAUCCCAUGUCAAUCUCUGUAACUGAACCAAAGAUUUAUUCGAAACGGUUCCUCAGUUUCUUGGAAAAAGUGUUCCCCGUUGAACCAUGAAAAGUCU